UCCGUUCACCUGCUGGGGAGGGGGGAUCCCGGAAGGAGCGGAGGUGAAGCGGCGGUGGCUGAUCCGGGCAGCGGAGUUACCAGCGCUCGCGGGAGGAGCUCGGCUCCCACCCACCCCUGAGCCCCAGGCCGCCGGGAGAGGGGAGGGGGCGCGGGAGGAGGGGAGGGAGACUGACGCCCCGUCCCGGAGUCAGCGGCUCCCCGCGUUCCCCUUGCCGCCCCCCCCCUCCUCCCCGGGGGGCCGCCGCCGCCGCCGCCAUGUUCAAGAAACUGAGGCAGAAAAUCGUCGAGGAGCAAACGCAGCCGCGGAGCCCCGGGGGGCGGGCGCCCCAGCAGCCGCAGACCCACUCCAAAUCUUCCCCCCCACCACCAGGCAACAGGAGCAGAACAUCUUCACUUACAGAACAAUCUGAUGAAGGCACUUUAACACCAGACAAAGAGAAUGUAUCUAAACAAACAAACCCCAAAUCCAUAGACAGCAAUGGAAGUGAACCAUCUUCCCCUCAGUUAAGUGACACUCAGACUUUUGCACAGAAACUCCAACUCCGGGUUCCUUCAAUGGAAUCUUUGUUUCGAAGUCCAGUAAAAGAAUCCCUGUUCCGCUCUUCUUCUAAAGAGUCCCUGGUACGAACUUCUUCAAGGGAGUCAUUAAAUCGACUGGACUUUGACACACCUGGUCCCACAUUUGAUCCACCAUCUGAUGUUGAAAGUGAGGCAGAAGAGUCACUGGGAAACAUGGACAGCCUCAGCAAAGAACAGCUUUUACAACGAUUGCGUAGAAUGGAACGUAGUUUAGGCAACUACAGAGGAAAAUAUUCUGAGCUGGUCACUGCCUAUCAGACUGUCCAGAGAGAGAAGAAAAAGCUACAGGGUAUAUUGAGCCAGAGCCAGGAUAAAGCACUUCGUAGAAUUGGAGAACUACGAGAGGCAGUUGCUGUUCUCAAAGCUGACAUCAGGGAGGGAGGGUUCAGUUAUGACAUCUGGAACUCAUCCAUGAAGGAACUCCAAAUGGAUCAACAAGCUAAGAAACAUCUCCAGGAAGAAUUUGAUGCAUCUUUAGAAGAAAAGGAUCAACUUAUUAGCGUCCUGCAGACUCAGGUAUCUUUGCUGAAACAGCGACUACAGAAUGGCCAGAUAAGCACUGAAUUACCGGAGACAAAUUCUGAAACUGAACCACAAAGUCCAGCAAAAGAAAUCAGUGCAGAAAAUGUUUUGGAGCCAGGAGGUACUGAGGGUGAUGGAGAUUCUGCAAAAACACUAGAAACUCUGAUUAAGAGAGUGAAACGUCAAGAGAACUUGCUUCAGCGAUGUAAAGAGAUGAUUCGAUCGCACAAGGAGCGCUCUGCACAGCUAACCAAUGAGAAAGAAGCACUGCAGGAACAACUAGAAGAGAGACUUCAGGAAUUAGAAAAAAUGAAGGAACUUCACAUGACUGAGAAAACUAAACUGAUUACUCAACUGCGCGAUGCAAAGAAUUUGAUUGAGCAGCUAGAACAAGAUAAGGGCAUGGUAAUAGCAGAGACAAAACGACAAAUGCAUGAAACAAUGGAAAUGAAGGAAGAGGAAAUUGCUCAGCUGCGUGCUCAUAUCAAGCAGAUAACUACCCAAGGCGAGGAGUUACGAGAACAGAAAGAAAAAUCUGAAAAAGCUGCAUUUGAAGAGCUUGAGAAGGCUCUGAGUACAGCCCAAAAGGUAGAGGAAGCACGGAAAAAGCUGCAAGCAGAGAUGGAUGAAAAAAUCAAAGCAAUAGAAAAAAUAAGUGAGGAAGAACGUGUAACUCUUCAACAAGAGUUAACCAGGGUGAAGCAGGAGGUGGUUGAGAUUAUGAAGAAGUCUUCAGAAGAGCGUGUUGCUGAGCUAGUGAAAUUGCAUAAAAGAGAACUGGCUACCAAAGAGCAGGAGCUAAAUGAGAGAUUACAGGUUCAAGAAAAGGAGUUCCAGGAGAAGAUGAGGGCAGCUCUUGAAAAAAGUCAAAGUGAGUGUUUACAGACAGUACAAGAAAAAGAACAACAGGAAUCUCUGGCAUUAGAAGAAUUAGAACUGCAGAAAAAAGCAAUACAAUCAGAGUCUGAGAAGAAACUUCAAGGCAUGCAACAAGAAAUACAGACAGCUAGAACGAGAAUUCUUGAAUUGGAAAGUUCCCUUGCAAAGUAUUCACAAGAUGACAAAAGACAAUUGGAGGAACUAAGUACUUUGAUAGAGUCUGAAAAAAACAAGUACAAUAAAGAAAUCACUGUAAUGGUUGAAAAGCACAGGGAAGAGCUAGAAAAUGUGAAGCAGCAGGAGGAAGAACUUUGGACAGAAAAACUUCAAAUCUUAAAGCAACAGCAACAGUCCACAAUAGAGAAAUUGAGAGAGAAACAUGAGCAAGAAAUGGAUAUAAUGUUGAAAGAAAAAGAGACAGUUUUCCGUGCACACAUAGAAGAGAUGAAUGCAAAAACAUUAGAAAAGCUUGAUGUGAAACAAACAGAGCUAGAAGCAUUAUCUUUUGAGUUAUCAGAAGCACUAAAAAUACGUCAUGACCUAGAACAAGAGCACUUUGUAUUGAAAGAUGAUGUCGAUAAAAUAAAGCAGGAGUCUGAGGCAAAACUGGAACAACAGAGAAACCAGUACCAGGAAAAAAUUGACAUGAUGGUUAAAGAGCAUGACAUAUCUGUCCAAGGAAUUGAGAAGGCACACACAGAAGAAACUAACCAACUCAAGGUACAGUUGGAAGAAAAAGAAAAACAUCUGGAGGAAUUAAAAGCACAAGAACACAAACUAAAGGAUUCACUUGAUAUAUCUGAAGCUGAACUUAAGCAAAUGUCUGCUAAACUAGGAGACCUCUGCCAGUCACACCAAAAUAACUCCAGUGAGCAGGCAAGGGUUUAUGAAGGACAGUUAACAGAGCUGCAACAAAAGAUGACAAAUAUGGAAGCUGAAAAAUCACAUCUUAAAGAACAGAUUGUAAGAGCUGAAUCACAGCUGAAUGAAGUUAGGACUGAAUUAGAUGCUUACAUAUCCCAGGUACACGACUUGAGGCAGCAGCUGGAAGAGCAGAUCAGUGAAAACAUGCAGAAAAUAACCUCUCUAAAGCAACAGUAUGACUCUCAACUGAAAGAUCUCGGUACAGAGACUGAUCAGGCAAAGAGAGAUUUGGUUGAGAGAGAAAAUCAACUUGAACAACUAAAAAAGCAGCAGAAUCAACAAGUGGAAGACCUCAGACAGAAAUUAUCAGCCAAAGAGGAGAGAAUUAGUGCUUUACAAGUUGAAUAUGAAAAUAGUUCAAAAGAUCAAGAAACCAAGAUGGAAAAAAUCAAACAAAAAGCAAAAGAGAUGCAAGAAAUGUUCAAGAAGAAACUUUCAGAACAAGAAACUAAACUGAAAAAAGAAUUUGAAAACAAGCAGUUGGAGUUCAGUCAGAAAGAGAAACAUUUCAAUGCAAAAAUGCUGGAAAUGGCACAUGCCAGCUCAGCUGGAAUAAAUGAUGCUGUGUCAAAACUGGAAAUGAAUCAAAAGGAGCAGCUAGAAAGUCUUGCAGAAGCUCAUAGGCGGGAACUAGAAGAAGUUGCACAAACAUGGGGGGAAAAACUUAUUCAGCAGGUUGAAGAGCUCAAGGAAAAGCAUGAAAUGGAACUACAUAAAAAAGAGAAGGAAGUUGGAGACCUGAAGCAGAAGCUAGCCACCUUCAGUGCUGAGAAAGAGGGGACUGACAUAGAGAUCACCCGGCUGAAGGAAGAACAAGUGAAGAGAGACGAAUCUUGGAAUGAAUUGCAAGAACAACUAAAGCAGUUAUUGGCACAGGUGAACACCUUGUCACAAAGUGAAACUGAUCUCAAAGCACAACUUGAAAAACUAGAAGAUGACCUCAGUCACUCUCUGAAGGACAGGGCUGUACUACAGGAACAGCUCAGGGAGCAGAAAACAAUGGAAGAAAAACACAAGAUAAAAGUUACGGAACUGACAGAUAUGCUGAAAACAUCUGAUGAAAAACUCCAAAUUCUGGAAUCCUCACAUUGUAAAGAAUGUGAGGAUUACGAGAAAAAACUAGAGGAUAAACAUUUGGCGAGUCAGCAAAAACAAAUUGAAUUUGAGAGGUUGUCAAGUGAACUAGCAGCACAGCUAGAUAUUUACUGGAAGGAAGCUGACACUUUAUUGCAAACUAAAACCAAUGAAGUAAUUGAAAAAUGUACUGAAAAAAUUAAUUUAGUAAUCUCCAGAAUUGCACAUUGUCAACAUCAAACUACAACAAUUAAAAAAGCAAUAUUAAUUAAAAACUGUAAAAUUCCUGAACUAGAAACACAGCUUAGACAAAUAACAGAACAUCAUACUACAGUAAGUAGCUCUUUGCAGGAGUCAACACAACAGUUACAAGAUAAGGAAAAUGUAAUUAUACUCAUGAAAGCUGACAUUGAAAGACUUGUAACAGAAAAGGAGCUGUUGCAAAAAGAAGGAGGGCAUCAGCAACAGGCUGCAACAGAGAAGGAAACUUGUAUCACACAGUUAAGGAAAGAAUUAUCUGAAAAUAUUAAUGUUGUCACUUCAAUGAGAGAGGAGCUUAAGGAAAAAGAAUCUGAGAUCUGUGCUCUCAACAAGCUUGUGAAUGAACUAAAUAUCAAACUUGAAAACAGCAUAGGUUUAACAGAAAAAGAAGCAGCCAUAUCUUUGUUAAGCAAGCAACACCAAGAGGAUCAGCUGCAAUUAUUGAAUCAGGUGCAGGAAUUAUCUUCCAGGGUUGAGUCACUGAGUCAAGAAAAAGCAUCAGCUUUGGAGCAGGUAGACCACUGGAUGAACAAACUGUCAGAAUGGAAGAAAAAAGCACAGUUAAGGUUUACCCAGAAUCACAAUACCAUUAAAGAAUUACAAAGCAAGCUUGAAUUAAAUAAUAUCCAAGUUGGUGGAAAGGAUGAAGAGAUAAAUCAACUUAAGGAGGAGCUGGAUAAGCAAAGCAGGAAUUUAGAUAGUUUGAAAGAUGUAAUGGAACAAAAGCAGAGGAGAAGGGAAAAGCAAGAGGGAAAAUUAACUGCAGAGUUAAAAAUCCAAACAGCGAGAAUUACUGAGCUAGAGGAACACAUUGCUCGGAAAACAGCGGAAAAUGAUUCUUUAAUGGAAGAACUUAAAAGGCACAACCAGCAAAGAGACUCUGAGCAAAAAGAGCUUGUUCAGCAACUUCAGCAGGCUGAGGUUGUAGUUGUCGAAAAGGACAACAGGUUGAAGGAGGCAGAAGAAAAAGUGCUAAGUCUUGAAAAGCAAAUGGAUUCAGUGAAAGCUGAACUCAAUACAAAGCAGAGGGAAUUUGAACAAAUGAAAACUGCAAUGAUGAAAAGCAAAGAAGAAGAGUUGAAGAUGCUGGAAGAUAGGAUGAAUGCAGAAAACACUACUAAAUUAGCAGACCUGAAAAAAAAGGCGGAACAAAAAAUAGCUUCCGUUAAGAAGCAGUUGACCUCUCAAAUGGAAGAAAAGGAACAACAGUUUAAGCUAGCUAUGGAAAAUCAGUUAAAAGAUUUAGAACAAAAAAUGCAGGAAAGAGAGGCCAAAAUUAUGGAUUUAGAAGAAAAAAACAGAUUAAUAAGAGACUCAGCAGACUUGGAAAGAGAAAUGAUGCAAAAAGUAGAAAAUGAAAAAGCUUCCUUAGAGCAAGAAAAAGCCAGUGUGCUAGAGAACGUACGACAGAUGUAUGAAGAGAAAAUAAGUGUAAUACAAAAAGACUUAAUAGAUAAGGAUGGAUUAUUGAAGAAGUAUGAGAAUGAGCAACAAGAAAGUAAUGACUCUAAGCUGAAAAUGAAAAGCCAACAGGAGGAACUCUUAAAAAAAUUGGAAUGUACCGAGAAAAAGCUAAAAGAAGAACAAUCUGUGAUUGAAAGGCUCCAGAAAGAAAUAGAGGGAAAAAAUAAGAAAUAUUCUUUGUUGCUGGAUCAACACACACAAGAUGGAGAUGACUUAGCAAGCAUCAGAGAAGAAUUAAAAGCCCAAGUACAAAAACAUUAUGAUAUGGAAAAUGUGAUUGGAGACUUUCAGAAACAGUUUCAAGAAAAGGAUAAAGUGAGUCAGUCUUUGGAGCAGAAGAUAAGAGAGUUGGAGGAUGAUAUAAUAAAGAAGAAAGAAGCAUGUAAGAUUGAUAUGGCAGAGGUAUCUUUGAAAUAUGAAGAAAAAUUGCAAGGUCUCCAGCAGCAGUUGGAUGAAAGAAAUAGACAGCUGAAAGUUUUUGAAGAAAAUGCAGAAGAAAAGACUAAAUCUGAUUUGGAGCUGCAGAAAUUACUUGGUGAUAUGCAGACUCAGCAAAAGGACUUGCAAGCUAAACUGGAGGAGGCUGAGAGAGAGAAGCAAAAACUGCGCAAAGAAAUAAGCAAGGUGCAGAAGGAUUUGCGUACUUUGCGGAAGGAGCAUCAGCAAGAACUAGAUAUAAUGAAGAAGGAAUCUUUAGAAGAAAUGGAACAGAAAAUCAGAAUUGAACAGGAAGAUAUUGAACUAAAGCACAACUCCACCUUAAAGCAGUUGAUGAGGGAGUUUAAUACUCAGCUGGCUCAAAAGGAAAGGGAAUUGGAAACAGCUGUACAUGAAACUAUCAGUAAAGCCCAGGAUGUGGAAACUGAACUGAUAGAAACCCAUCAUGCAGAGACAACACAGUUGCAUAGAAAAAUUGCUGAAAAAGAUGACGAUCUAAAAAGAACUGUAAAAAAGUAUGAAGAAAUCCUUGAGGCUCGUGAAGAAGAAAUGACAGCAAAAGUAAAUGAGCUGCAAACACAGCUGGAGGAAUUGCAGAAGGAAUACAAACAAAAGCUGGCAGAUGAGGAGAAUAGGCGCAGGGAAGAAGUAACAAUAACAGAGCUUCAGAUACAGCUAGCACAGAAGACAACUCUUGUCAGUGAUUCAAAGUUGAAAGAGCAGGAGUUCAUAGAGCAGAUUCAUAUACUGAAAGACCAGUUGAAAAAUUAUGAGAAAAACGUGUAUGGCACAGCUGUUGGAUCACCAUACAGAGAUGGGAAUCUCUGCCAUGCUGAUGUCUCUCUCUUUGGAGAGCCUACUGAGUUUGAAUACUUGCGGAAGGUGCUGUUUGAAUAUAUGAUGGGCCGAGAGACAAAGACAAUGGCGAAGGUGAUAACCACAGUGCUGAAGUUCCCAGCUGACCAAACUCAGAAGAUCUUAGAACGAGAAGAUGCUCGACCAUUGUUUACCUCACCUCGCAGUGGUAUCUUCUGAAUAUUCCAUCAGUCUGUGCUUAGUUAGCAUGUGGUCAUGGCUACGACCAUCUUGAAGAAAUUGUGAUAGUAAGGUCUUAUGACAAUGCUGCUUAGAAAUACGUUCAUAUCUCUCUUCUCCAUUGAGAAUGGACAAGAGGAAAAACUAUUAUUCAGGGUCCCAGAUGGAACAGCAAGACAGAAAAAAUCAACACACACUUUGGACCGUGAAUAUAGUUAAAACUGCCUUGAGAAGAGAUGCUAAUCAGUGGUUAUCUGGUGAGGAGUCUUUUUUCUCCUCAUAUUGAAUACUGUCUUCUAUUUUGUGUUAAAGGUUAUUUUUUUAAAGGAGAGAAAAAAGACUGUAACCUAGAAAGACUUUGCCGCACUCUUGUAUCUCAGUACAGGUUUCACUGGGCGUUUUAAAGAGUUGAACUUAACGGUUUGUAUCUUCUAUUUAUUUUUGAUUUCUUGACUGAUUGAACUGUGCAAUACAUUUUUGGGUGAGUAGCAGUUAGUGGGUGAUUCCUGGUGAAUUAGGCCAUUUCUUUCAAUAUUUUCUUCCAAUUUGAUCUUUUGAUUGUUUGCUAAAAGCUAUUUCUUUAAGCUUUUGCUUACAAUAAAUCCAAAUUUUAGUACCUCAUUUAUUUACUCUUAGCUUUUGUACUUAUAUUUUCUGGAGAAGAAAUACACUACUGUAAAUUGUAAAUAAUUAAUACAUAACUGUAUCAUAUGCUGAUCUGUGACUGGCAAUGCUAAUCUGGCAGGAGCUGAAAUGAAAUAAAGUUUUAUUUACUAUA
Molecule: messenger RNA, 7956 nt
Organism: Mauremys mutica (yellowpond turtle)
Lineage: Eukaryota; Metazoa; Chordata; Testudines; Geoemydidae
Gene: GOLGA4
Product: golgin A4
Exons: 26
Coding region: 258-7178 (2306 amino acids)
Biological process (GO): Golgi vesicle transport
Cellular component (GO): Golgi apparatus
Molecular function (GO): small GTPase binding
Source: RefSeq, a predicted model, not a curated record